GAGCGAAGCAGCUGCUGAGGCAGAAACCGCCGCUUAGGCUUAGCAGACGGGGGAAGAAGUCUCGCCGCUGCCGCCGGAGCAACCGAACCCUUUAGAGCCUCGGCUCUCGCCGUCGCGGUCGCGGUUUCCUGUCAGCCGCCUUUUCCCAGAGAGAGCCGGCGAAGAGAGGGGCGGGGCUUCUUCGCCAGUUUCUGAGUUUUCUACUUGGCAUUUGGAUGUUUGCCCCAGGGAUGGCGAGGAGGGGCAUCCUGGCUCGGUAAACGUGCAGGCUGGCUUACCGUCCAGACCAUGGACUCACUGAGACACCCUGAGGUGUGAAAAUGUCAAGGAAUAACAGAGCGCUCGUGGUAGACUUUAUUUCCUACAAACUGUCUCAGCGGGGCCACAGCUGGCAUGAGAUUGAGGCAGAGAACGGCGAGGACAUGACCGAGUUAGCAGACGAGACGGGGAGUGCCCUCAACGGGAGCCCCUCUUGGCAUCCCAGCACCAGUCCUGUCGUCAAUGGGGCUACUGGGCACCCCAGCAUCCUCGAAGAGCAGGAAGACAACUUGAGGUUGGAUGUGAGGCAGACACUCAGGGAAGCCGGCGAUGAGUUUGAACUGAGGUACCGUCGGGCUUUCAGUGACCUCACCUCACAGCUGCACAUCACCCCUGGCACGGCUUACCAGAGCUUCGAGCAGGUGGUGAAUGAACUGUUUCGGGAUGGGGUGAACUGGGGGCGGAUAGUGGCAUUUUUCUCCUUUGGAGGAGCCCUGUGUGUGGAGAGCGUCGACAAAGAGAUGCAAGUGUUGGUGGGGCGGAUUGCUAGCUGGAUGACCACAUACCUGACUGACCACCUGGACCCCUGGAUCCAAGAUAAUGGUGGCUGGGACCGGUUUGUGGAUGUCUAUGGGAAUGACGCAGCCGCCAAGAGCAGGAAAGGCCAGGAACGCUUCAACAAGUGGCUCUUGACAGGGGCCACUGUGGCUGGUGUGGUCCUCCUGGGCUCCCUGCUGAGCCGCAAGUAGCCAGAGACUGACUCUCCGUCCAUCCGCCUCGGCUGGUGCUUUCCCGCCAUUGCCGAGGCUCAGCCUUGUGAUCAUUCCAGGGGUGGGGAUGGGGGGGCUUGUUAAAAGAGGCCUCUGCAUUGCAACACCCCCUCCCCCACACUGACCCUGUCUCAUCCCCACCCCCCAAAAAACAACUCACAGACCUCUCUCUGGUGCCUGCUACCCCACAGACAUCUCCAACCACAAUAGGGACUGUUGAGACUCACACACACCCCACACACACCACCUUUGGGUGUCUUGUCUACUGGCCCCACCCUUCAGGACAACAGCUGGCAUACCCUGAUCGUGUCAGUCACAUUGACCCACAGACCUAGUAUAUAUCUUGACUGUUGUUUUAAUGUCACUCCAGACUAGCCCAGCCCCUGAGGGGGUGGUGGAAAGCAGAGGCGCUGCCCUAUAGGGUUUUUGUAAGAGAGAAUAUGUUUUUCCCUCCUAACUUGGCACAGAGUCUUCUGAGCUGAGCAAGCCAGGUGGAGAGAGCAGAUGGCUUUGGUUCCUCCCCAUGUGAGGAUGUUCCAGGCCCAAAAAACGCCAGAGAAGAACCCCCUCCAUCCUAAUUGCCAGGUUUGGAUGCUGUGAUUGUGGACAGCAGGGACGAGACAUUCUUUCCAUGAGGCAGAGGUGGCCUGGGGAGGGCAUAAGAAGAGAGAAGCAUUUGGUGAUCUGAAGGUAGGACACUUGGGCACAGGAGGACACAUAUAUGGGUUUUUUUCCUGCCCAAAUGCUCACUCAACUCUCCCUCCUUGCCUCCCUUGUUGGGGCGAGGAUGUCAGGCAAUGUCCUGGUCUUUCCUUCCUCCUUCACAAGAUUCAUUUCAAGGAUGCCACCACAGCCCUGGCUGCAGCCCACAGUUUGCUUAGAACCCAUAUUGUCUGGUGCAGAGGGAGGAAGGCAGAUGGGGUACAGGUUGUUUUUACAAAAAGUAACUUUUGGCACUGACACUGCUGUAUAGAGUACUCCCUUUAAGCCUUUCUUCCCUCAGCAAAAGGCUGACAGACCCUCUCCCCAAUUUACUUCCCAGACUUCUCUCUCCCUGCAAGCCCCUUCCUCCUGCUGCUCCCUCCUGCUUCUCUCUGUGACAUUUGUCCCUUUUCUCUGCAACCAAGGCCUCAGGACAUCCCAGUCCAGCCGCUAUUUCUCUUCAUGCACAUCCCCUUAUAUCGCACACCCACCCCAUGCGCACGAAGACCACAUUGCUCUGUUGUCUUUGUUCUUCAAACAGCUCUUGCCUGUCUGCACUGGCCUGGGAUUUGUAUGUGCUUGGGCAAGAUGGGUCGGGGGUCAUGGCAUCUGGGACUGGGGGGCACCAUCCACCAGGAGUAGCAAGUAGAGGUGGCAGAUGCGAACCAUCCACUACCAUCCCCCAAUGGCCAGGGAAGGGGUGGAGGGUUUGGGCUGUCAGGCUCUCCAUUUUGUUCCCCUUUUCUUUGAGAGAAAGAUGGAGAAGGAAUCAAUCCUUGGACUCCCUGCCUGGACAUCAAGAGUUAUGUAGGACGUGGACAGGCCUGGAUUGUUUCCUAUCUUCUGCUUGUGGCCAAGAGAGGAGGCAGAAGAUGGGAGAGAGAAGUGGGGCCGCUGAGAGAAAGAAAGUCCGUUAACCAGAGCAGCCUUGGGAAGGUGUUUACGAUCAGCUGCUAAUUGCAAGGCUGGCUCUCUGGGGACGCUUCGUGGCAGAGGCCCAAGCUACUUCCAGGAAAAGCUGAGAGUCAACAGCAAGUGCUAGGCCAGGCAGCACAGUGAGUCUUCAGGAGGAGGAGGUGGGGUGGGUGAGAAGGGAGUGUAAGUGGAUGCGUGCCCCUGCCUUCCCAAGUCCUCAGAUGAGAUGGGGCGAUGCAUGGCCAAAAUAGCUCCUGGCCACAUAUGUCGGGCCAGGGGCACUUGCAAGGUUAUCUGUCCUCCUGUAGAUGUGAGAUCCAUGGAGAAAGGCAGGCAUCCUGGGAUGGGAAGCAAGUGGUUCUGGUGAAUGGAAACAGGUGUAGCUCUCCUUAGAAGGGGAUGGGGGCUUGCCAGCUGUGGGGCAGCCCCAGACACGAGGCUGGACCUUGUCUGAUGGUGCCACCUCAGUGCUUUGCAAUAAUUGCCAGCCUCAUCUAGUGGUUGCCAUGGUAGCCCAUCCCACGUGGGCUGAGACAGCUGCACCCGGAGGCCAUUUCUGUGGGACCCACGACUUGGGGAGAGGGAGCGGAGGAGGCAAGCAUGGGCCUGUGUGUGUAUCCCUUGGUCUCCGCAGCAGCCAAGGGAAUGGGGGCUGCCUGGAGGAUUGAUGGGCCAAAGAUGUUUGGGCUGAGCUUGUUGGCAGGGCCCAUCCUUCCCCUGCUCCCAUUCUUGGGUCCCCUCCCCAAGCAACCUGGGGCGCCAUUGUGAACCUUUUGGGUUGCAUGUUGCUUGCCCCCUUCCUCUCUUGCUCCUGCCCUGUACAGGCUCAGCUGUAUAUAUCGAAGAGUAGUUUUUAUUCAGUACAAUAAUACUAUUUUUGUUAACUGUAUGUCUGUAUUUAUGUGUGUUGGCUGUACUCUUCCCCCUGCCCCAAAGCUCCCCUGCUCCAGCAUCCCAGUUAACCUCAUUAUCAUGAACCAGUCCCAGCAAGCGGAAUGCAGUGGGGACCACAAUGGGGGGGGGGAGCGGUCCCACGCCGUGGGCGCCUCUCUUGCCCCUUUUUUGAUUUAAAGUGUCUGUGCUGAACCUUCCGAUCACUCGCCCAUCCGUUUGUGUUCAGGCCCUACACGAACCUGUUAUUUUGUGUGGUGAAAGUUGGAGUUCUAAUAAAACUGUGAGUUGCAUCACCUUG
Messenger RNA from Sceloporus undulatus (fence lizard), 3837 nucleotides. It is a transcript of the gene BCL2L1, whose product is annotated as BCL2 like 1. Gene Ontology annotation, molecular function: protein heterodimerization activity; protein homodimerization activity. NCBI's taxonomy places the organism in Eukaryota, Metazoa, Chordata, Lepidosauria, Squamata, Phrynosomatidae. Gene Ontology annotation, biological process: extrinsic apoptotic signaling pathway in absence of ligand; intrinsic apoptotic signaling pathway in response to DNA damage; negative regulation of intrinsic apoptotic signaling pathway. Gene Ontology annotation, cellular component: mitochondrial outer membrane. The coding region runs from base 321 to 1007 and encodes 228 amino acids. The transcript has 3 exons. The record is from RefSeq and is a predicted model, not a curated record.